Molecule: messenger RNA, 1491 nt
Organism: Fusarium fujikuroi IMI 58289
Lineage: Eukaryota; Fungi; Ascomycota; Sordariomycetes; Hypocreales; Nectriaceae
Exons: 4
Coding region: 1-1491 (496 amino acids)
Cellular component (GO): nucleus
Molecular function (GO): nucleic acid binding
Source: RefSeq, a predicted model, not a curated record
AUGUCGGCCCUUCAUGCCCAACUGGCCAUACUGCAGCAACUUCUAGGCAACGGUGUGAGGCUGGAGGAGAGACCCAGAGACGAAGAAGACUGCAACGAAAAUUCAGACAACACAGUCGGCAAAGGAGCUGACAACAACUACGGCGGGAUGAUGGAGCGUCAGAGACAAGCUACCAGAGAACAGAUUUCUCAAACUGUUCAGCAACAAGAGGCCAAUACGUAUGCUGCCAGACGGCACGAACUUGCUGAGAAGAAGACAAAGGCAUUUAAUAACUCCGAGUUUCGCAUCUUCCAGGCGGUCUCUAAGGAUUUUACUUUCUGCCCAUUCAAAGUUGUGGUCUCGUAUCCAGAACGCUUCGUGGGCAAGGCCAACAAACCUCGUACAAAGCCGUUUUUCACUAGAAUUCUCUUCGAGAAAACUUGGGACUUCUUCUAUCUUCAUGAUCCAGAGGAGCCGGCUAGAGACCCCUACCUUUUGAUUCCAACCGCUCAGUUCGAAGUCUUCCUUGAAGAAAUCAACCUCGAGCUUGACACUUCUCUCAAGAUCCCUCCCGGUGUGAACAUGGAAAAGUUCUACCUCAAAUUCGGCGAACAUGGUACCCCACGCCCUCGAUACUUGAAACGAUCAGAGGAAGAGACGUCUCUUGACGCUCGGCCAUGGCCCGCUAUCGACCAAGAUGAUAUCAAAGGCUUCAAGGCGGCAACCCCAAAACAGCGACUGGCCUGGAAAGCAAAGUUUCGAAUUGUCAAGUCUGGGUUUCCACCCAGAAACAGGGCAGAUCCUGACAAGGUUGCGAGAAAGAAGAGUCACCGAGAGCGAAUGCUUCGCAACACCCAGAGAUGUCUUGGUCUUCUGGGAGAUCCUGAUGGCUAUGACGUUGUUUUCAUUUGCGUCGAUGUUGAGGCCAUUGAAAGAAGGCCCAACCCCGUUUCUGAAAUUGGUAUCGCUAUCCUCGACACACGAGACACCAAAGGCGUUGAUCCUAAGAUUGUCGGCCGUGGCUGGUGGCCCCUGAUCAAGACCCACCAUCUUCGAGUCUAUGAGUUUGCUGGUUUGCGAAACUAUCAGUUCGUCAAGGGAUGCCCUGACGAUUUUGACUUUGGGACGAGCACAUUCCCAACAAAUGCAACAGUUGCAGACUCCAUCAUGGAAAUUUUUAACCCAUGGCUUAACGAUCAACGAAACAUCGCCGUCGUCGGACAUGAUGUGAAACAGGACAUCACCUACUUCACUGAAUUGGGCCUGGACCUAAGAUUCCUCGGAGGGCUGGCAGAACCGGUGGACACUCAGGACAUUCACCAAGCCUGGCGUGGUUCAACAAAUGGACGAAGUCUCGGUGCCGUACUGAACGAUCUUGAUAUUGCCCACAAGCACCUGCACAAUGCAGGAAACGACGCGCACUACACACUCUGUGCCAUGCUUGGUAUUGCACUGGAAGACAUUCGGAAGGAAGAGGAGUUGAGCAAUGAGAUGCUCAACAAGGUUGACUGA